Lasiosphaeria miniovina is the source of this 1353-nucleotide messenger RNA. RefSeq lists its product as uncharacterized. The record is from RefSeq and is a predicted model, not a curated record. Gene Ontology annotation, molecular function: monooxygenase activity; FAD binding. The transcript is spliced from 2 exons. NCBI's taxonomy places the organism in Eukaryota, Fungi, Ascomycota, Sordariomycetes, Sordariales, Lasiosphaeriaceae. The coding region runs from base 1 to 1353 and encodes 450 amino acids.
AUGGCCGACUUCCGUGACCUGCGCAUCGUCAUCAUUGGCGCCGGCAUGGGGGGCCUGGGGAGUGCUCUGGCAUUUGCCAAGAAGGGGUUCAAGCACAUCGAUGUCUUCGAGACGGCUUCGAAUCUAGGUUUCGUCGGUGCCGGCAUUCAGCUUCCCCCCAAUGUUGCUCGCGUGCUAGAUCGGCUCGGGUGCUGGGACGAGAUCGAGAGGGAGGCCACAGACGUCAAGGACACUAGCAUCAGACAGGGGAGUACAAAUAUCGAGCUGGCACACGUGAACAUGCCCGACGUGCGUGAGAAGUUCGGCCAGCCCCACUGCACGGGGCACCGGGCGUCGCUCGCCGGCGGGCUGUACAACGGCUGCAAGAAGGAGAGCGCCAUCACGUUCCACUUCUCGACGGCUCUCGUGCGCGUCGACUCGUGGGCGCCGCGGCCGAUGCUGACGGUGAAGCCGCGCGACAGCGAGCCGUACCAGGUCACGGCCGACGUGGUGCUGGCGUCGGACGGCAUCAAGUCGGUCACGCGCACGCAGAUGCUCGCCGACGCGCUCGGCGCCACGUCCGAGGAGGAGGACACGGGCCAGGCGGCGUACCGCAUCAUGCUGACGCGGGCCGAGAUGGCGCACGACGCCGAGAUGCUGGCGCUGCUCGAUAGCGACACGGUGGUGCGGUGGAUCGGCGAGCGCCGCCACAUCAUCGCGUACCCCGUCAGCAGCCACAAUAUCUACAACCUGUCGUCGGCGCAGCCCGACGACAACUUCGCCGCCGCCACCAACGCCACGUACACGACGCGCGGCUCCAAGGCGGCCAUGCUCGACGUCUUCGCCGACUUCUGCCCGCUGGUCCACCGCAUGCUCAACCUGGUGCCCGACGGCGAGGUGUGCGAGUGGAAGCUGCGCGUGUACAAGGAGCUGCCGACCUGGACCCACGGCAGCGUGGCCCUGCUGGGCGACGCCUGCCACCCGACGCUGCCGCACCUGAGCCAGGGCGCCGCCAUGGCCAUCGAGGACGGCGCCGUGCUGGCCGAGUGCGUAGCGCGCGUGCCAGCCGAGAGCCUCGCCGGCGACUCUGAUUCUUCCGCCGCCGCCAUCGCCAAGGCCCUCAAGGUCUUUGAGCUGCUGCGCAAGCCGUACACGACGAUGCUGGUCGACCUGGCCUCCUUCUCGGGGCGCACGCUGCACCUGGGCGAGGGCAAGGCUAAGGAGGAGCGUGACGCCGCCUUCCGCGACGGCGCCAAGACGGGCUCCGUGCCCGACAAGUGGGCCAGCCCCGACGUGCAGAAGAUGAUCUACUCCAACGACUGCGUCCAGGUCACCGCCGACGAGUUCGACAAGCUGUAUGCCACUCUUGCGUGA